Molecule: messenger RNA, 1773 nt
Organism: Corticium candelabrum
Lineage: Eukaryota; Metazoa; Porifera; Homoscleromorpha; Homosclerophorida; Plakinidae
Product: squalene synthase-like
Exons: 9
Coding region: 346-1587 (413 amino acids)
Biological process (GO): farnesyl diphosphate metabolic process; cholesterol biosynthetic process
Cellular component (GO): endoplasmic reticulum membrane
Molecular function (GO): squalene synthase [NAD(P)H] activity
Source: RefSeq, a predicted model, not a curated record
GGUCAAUGAAUGAACUGGUUAAAUAUAGUUUGGUGAUCAUGCCAAAGUCUUUAUUUUAAACAUUGUUUCACUAGAAAAGGUUUGGAUAUGUACAGUUGGUCUAGAUGUAUAGAGUAUUGCAACAAACGUGACCAUCUUUGCUAUGUAUGCAAAGGUAAUUUAGAACAGCAUCUAUAUGUAAUUAAACUUGCUUGCACAGUCCAGGUGUUCUUCGAAGGACGCUUUCAGUUUAGGAGUUGUAGAAUGCUGUUGGAUGUGAUAGGAUAGGUUUGGGCACGUGACAGGAAGUCCGCCACAACCCGGCGAGCAGUCGGUGUGCAUCUAGAGAACUAUAAAUCUACCGACAUGGAUUUGAUUCGUUCUAUCACACACCCGGACGAGCUGCUGGCGCUGCUGAAGUUCAAAUAUGGAGGAGGUCGAGAAACGGUUAUGCCUCUUAACCAAGUGGAGACUUUGUCUUCAGACAUGCAACUGUGCUUUGAACUGUUGAACAGAACAAGUCGUAGCUUUGCAGCUGUGAUUCAAGCUUUAGAUGAAAAACUUCGGUUUCCUGUUUGUAUAUUCUAUUUGGUGCUUCGUGCCCUUGACACAGUGGAAGAUGACAUGACAAUACCAACUGAGGAGAAAGUAAGCAUGCUGAAGUCAUUUUAUACACAUUUGGAGGAACCUGGCUGGUGCUACAUGGGCUGCAAGGACAAGGACAAAAUUGUACUGGAAAACUUUUCAACAGUGUCUGCUGAAUAUCGUAAACUUGAUGAGGUAUAUCGUAUUGUGAUCAGCGAUAUCUGCAGAAGAAUGGGAGAAGGCAUGACUGUGUUUUUAGAAACACAUCCUGAUUCUUUGGAAGACUGGGACAAGUAUUGUCAUUAUGUUGCUGGUCUGGUUGGCAUCGGGCUGUCUCGGCUGUUUGCUGCAUCACAGUUGGAGGAUGAAUGUGUUGGACAAGAUGAGCAUCUUGCUAAUUCUCUGGGACUAUUUCUGCAGAAGACAAACAUAAUAAGAGAUUAUUUAGAAGACAUCAAUGAGGACAGACAAUUUUGGCCAAAAGCAGUGUGGAGUCUUUAUACCAAACAGCUAGCUGACUUCAAGAUGAAGGAGAACGCUGGUAGUGCUGUACUGUGUCUAAAUCACUUGGUUACAAAUGCAAUGCAACAUGCUCCUGAUGUGUUGGCGUACAUGUGUCGGAUCAGAAAUCAAAGUGUUUUCAACUUUUGUGCUAUUCCUCAGGUUAUGGCAAUUGGAACGUUAGCAAGAUGCUAUAAUAACCAUGAUGUCUUCACUCGAGUGGUUAAAAUUCGACGUGGUGAAGCAGUUCGAAUGAUGAUGGAAGCCACAAGCAUGGAGUCACUCAAGCAAAUUAUGCAUCAAUCAACUUGUGAAAUUGGAUCAAAGAUACCAUUUGCUGAGCCAAAUGCUAUUCAAACACUUCAAAUUGUGCAGAAAGUGAUGAAGAUGUGCUCAAGUGAAGCCUCAACUAUUGAAAGAUCUCCAGAAAGUCAAAGUGUUCUAAUAUCAGUACUUGGCAGACUAAAAUAUGUAGCAGCAGUGGCUGUGUUGGCAUUCACAUGGCAGUAUUGGUCGAUAUAACAUAAAUAAAUACUGGAGAUUGACAUAUGCACAUAUCAGUGACUGUGAACUUAUUGCAUAAUUAUUUGGUGUAGUGUAUUAAUUCAAUUAGACAUAGAGUAUGCUCUCUAUUCUGAUUAACUGUUACUGCCCUGUGGAUAGGUAACCACAAGUAAACUUUCAGAGCCAUAUAGGGUGUGUGUUGCU